AUGAGCCUUGCUGGUCAACACCGUCUCCAGAUUGACAGCAUGGCCACCGUUGCGCCUCAGGAAACCGAUCUACCGACGGUUGCGGAGAUUGAAGCUUCACCUGAUGUGCUGAGUAUUCCGACAAACGAUAUCAAGGUUGUUCGAGCUCGGGAACGCUUCGCAGUCAAGAUAGGCAAUAGGAUUCCAUCACAAGAGGCAGAGAACAUGAAAUUCGUGGCACAAAACAGCAACGUUCCGGUGCCAAAGGUUUACGAUCACUUCUUCGAUCUGGAAACUCAGAAGAGAUACAUCAUUAUGGAUUACAUCCCAGGCGCCGAUCUAGAAAAAGCUUACCAUCGCUCACGCCAACGGAGAAAAAGACAAUCAGCAAACGGAUUAGAGCCGUACUUGAUGAACUACGGGAUAUCCCAGAUCAGGGGUACUUUGGAAACUUGGGGCGCCAGCCUUAUCUCGACGAAUCAAGAGCAGAUGAAUCAGGGUAUCUUGGCGACGCUUAGUGUGAGGGACUCCCCUCAGUACGUUCGACUACUGCGAGGAAUGAUUGCUCGCACCCUCAAAGACCACAAGAUUGUGUUCACUCACGGAGACCUUCAACCAAAGAAUAUCAUGGUUGAACGCAAUGGACUGCAAGAGGAUGGAAACAGCGACUUCAAAAUCACACUGAUUGACUGGAAUCUUUCUGGCUGGUACCCGGAAUGCUGGGACUUUUGCAAUUCGACGGUUCAUUGCCAGUUGAAGCCUGGUUGGCUAGAGCUCAUCCCGGAUAUUAUGGACGAGUAUACUCUAGAGUAUUUGAUGAUGCGGGUUGUUUACUCCUCGGUCUUUUACUAG
Penicillium canariense is the source of this 831-nucleotide messenger RNA. RefSeq names its product aminoglycoside phosphotransferase family protein. The record is from RefSeq and is a predicted model, not a curated record. NCBI's taxonomy places the organism in Eukaryota, Fungi, Ascomycota, Eurotiomycetes, Eurotiales, Aspergillaceae. The transcript is spliced from 2 exons. Bases 1 to 831 code for a protein of 276 amino acids.